AGCAUCGCAAAUCUUUCUGUCCUCCGUCCAGAUCACCGCAGAUCCGCUUCUGAUUAUCAUCACCGUGCGAAGAAGGAGUUUGACUCCGGCUUAGUGAGAAGCAACUCUGCACAGCAAAACGCGGCGCGAAACAAUCACCCAGCGCGAGAGGCGCAAUGCAAGCACCAUUCACGGUGCCAGCCCAGCACUCGGGCAAGAAAGGGAUCGCAACUGUUUCGUCCAUCAAGCAGGUUUUUGAAUGGCGUCCAGCGGCUGCGCGUGACGAUUCUGUCGAGGCUUCUGGUGAUACGAUUGUUAUCCAGCUUGGAGAGCUAUCGAGUCUACAAGCUUCUCCGGCUACACAUCCAAAAGCUCGACUAAAAAUCAAAACAAAAGCAGACGCGCAGUACGUCUUCCAGCUUCCUAAUCGCGCCAACCUCGACGCUCUCAAAACCGUUCUCUCCUCCGCCAUCUCGGCAGCGCAGCAGUCUGCCUCGACAACCGCAGCAGCAGCAGCAGCGGACUCAGCAGCAGUUGCUGCUGGAUCAGUGGGUACCCCGGCAAAAAAUGGCAAAUCACCAACGAAAGCCGCGGGUGACGCCAGCAAGUCCUCCUCAAGUGCUCUUCCCCAGAACAAGGGAAUGAGCGACGCCGAACUUCUAGUCGACCGAGAACUCCAGCAAAGUCUACUAAAGUCCAACAGCGAGCUGCAGCAGCAAUUUCUCGAUGCGGUCGUCAAGCAAAGUCUUCCGGCCGAGGAGUUUUGGCGAACACGAAUUCCCCUGCUGCGGAUGCAUUCCCUCGUUCGGACGCAGAAUCGCGGGCUUUACAACGUGCUGGCGUCGAUCAAGCCUGUGAGUACGACGCAGGCGAACAGUACCGGUACCGAGACCGGACAGGCGCAAGUCAAAGUCUCGCUGUCGCCGGACAAGAUCAAGGAUAUCUUCCGUCAGUACCCGGUCGUGAACAGAGCGUACCAGGAAAACGUGCCGCCGCUGAAGGAAACCGAGUUUUGGUCUAGAUUCUUCCUCUCACGUUUGUGCCGCAAACUUAGAGGCGAGCGGUUGAGCGUGAACGAUCCGGUCGACGCUGUCAUGGAUAAGUACCUUAAUCUAGACCAGGACGGUCUGACUGCUGAAGAGCGCGAGAGAGAGAAUGAGAAUACCAAAGUGAUGAGGUUUGUCGACAUUGAAGCAAACGAAGAAGAUGACAGUCAAAAAGCGGGUAAUCAGCCAGAUAUUACUAUGCGCCCGAGCACACAGAAAGAUGCGUUGUCAAUCAUACGGACGUUCAACGAGCUCAGUCAACGAAUUGUUGACAUUGUCCAAAACGAGGCCGAACAACCCGAGGAAGAGACUGAAAAACUAAAGGAGAAAGAACUACAGCUCCAGGACUUGGAGCCCGAAGCUGCCGCGACCAGGGUAGAGCUACAUCUCCACCGGUCGAGCGACUCCGGCAUCGCAAAGUCCGGCGAUGACUCGUCCGACCUGCGCGCGGACCAGAACAACCACUCGGCAUCCGAGCUGCUGCGGAAUAUGAAAAACUCGCUUCCCAAAGGCCCGAUAAACGAUCUACUGACCUCCACGAUCCCGUCGUCGUCGAUGAUCACGCACGCACAGACCCAGGUCUUCAAGUUGAUCGUCGACCGCAGGCAUACCGAACAAGAGAAAAACACGACGGCCGACGCCGAAACCCCGGCGGCGGACGCGGCCGUGAUCCGCGAGAUGAAGCUAUCGCACGCGACUGCGGUCGAGUUUCUCCACCACUUUUGGGCAGCUUUUCUUUCCGGCGACCCUGCGCGGGCCGCGAGCGUCGCGCAGCUCGCGGCGUCGGUGGAGAAGAGUAAAGUGCGACUACAGGCUAUCGUCGACCGGCAUAUCGAGAGCGUUGCGAAUAAAGAUCCGGCCGCGCUCGAGCAGGAGAAGGAGCGCGUGAAUCGGUACGUUGGCAUUACGCUCAAGGCGAUUGACAGCGCGUGUAAGACUUAUAAGGACUUGCUGGCGAAGCAGCAACAGCAACUGCAGCAGCAGCUACAGCUAAAUGGCGGCGGCGAUCAUGGUAGUAGCACGGCCGAGACAUGAGGUUUUGAAUGUAUAAUGUACUGUAACUUUAUCAACUAGACUC
Messenger RNA from Myxozyma melibiosi, 2103 nucleotides. RefSeq lists its product as uncharacterized. The record is from RefSeq and is a predicted model, not a curated record. Gene Ontology annotation, cellular component: transcription factor TFIIH core complex; transcription factor TFIIH holo complex. Gene Ontology annotation, biological process: transcription by RNA polymerase II; transcription by RNA polymerase I; nucleotide-excision repair. Bases 156 to 2060 code for a protein of 634 amino acids. NCBI's taxonomy places the organism in Eukaryota, Fungi, Ascomycota, Lipomycetes, Lipomycetales, Lipomycetaceae. The transcript is spliced from 4 exons.